GGGAGGGAGAGAAACAGGGGCUCAACAUGGAUACGAGACUAGGCGUGAAUUGUGAACUCGCCCCGGUGUUGAAUUGAAGAACCAGCGGCUCCAAACUGACCACAAACACGGGAUUAUUAUGCCCAGCGCCAACGUGUCCGUGCGAAGUUUAUCCGAAGUGGAGAAAUACCUCGGCAGCCGGAUGGACCGGAGUUCUGAGGGCAGUUUCCUGAGCCUCUCUGGGUCGAUGCGUCGGGGUUCUUCAGAGAACAAUCUGGACCUGGAUCUGAGUGAUGGAAGUCCUGGUUCCGCUCUGGGCUUCGAGGUCCAUCGUAGUCGCUCUUGCUUGGACAACCUCCAGCAGAAGAUACUGAAAGUCACGGAGCAGCUGAAGAUCGAGCAGACGGCCCGGGACGAGAACGUGGCCGAAUACCUGAAGCUGGUGAACAGUGCGGACAAGCUGCAGGUCGGGCGCAUCAAGCAGGUGUUCGAGAAGAAGAACCAGAAGUCGGCGCAAAACAUCGCCCAGAUGCAGAAGAAGUUGGAGCAGUAUCACAGAAAGAUGAAGGACAGUGAAAUCCUCCACAGCCCGUCCCCUCACCCAUCUGGUGUGAAACACAGCACCAUACCCAGGGAGUCUCCCAGACAGCUGCUGAGGGACAUGACUGGCAGCGGCCGACACCCGACCAUGGACAAGAUCAAGACCAUCGGCCCUGGUGUUUCCCUCUCCCCUCCUUUCUUCUUCAGCAAGCCUCGAGAGUUCGCCAACCUCAUCCGGAACAAGUUUGGCAGCGCUGACAACAUCGCCCACCUCAAAACCACUCUGGAUGCUUCCUCGCCGCUGCCCACUGACAGCGCAGUGAAGGGGCUGAGUAGCAGCACCUCUAUGGUGGGCAAGCCCAAGUAUCCCAGUGAUGAUGAGUGCUCCUCAGGGAGCGCCUCCAUUUCAGCAGACAGUAAUGGGAACCCAGCGGGGGGAGGAGGCCUGCCAGCAGGGCAGGCGCAGCAGGCCGGGGGAGACAGCCAGAGCCGGCUGGCCCUGAGCCUGGAGGAGGUGAGGGAGAUCCGAGAUGCCCAGAGCCAGCUGGAGGAGGAUAUGGAGGAGAUAAAGGCUCAAUUCAAGAGAGAGUAUGGCAUCAUCAGCCAAACACUGCAGGAGGAGAGAUACAGGUACGAGCGUUUAGAGGACCAACUGAACGACCUGACAGAGCUUCACCAACAUGAGAUGACUAAUCUGAAGCAGGAGCUGGCGAGCAUCGAGGAGAGAGUGGCCUACCAGGCUCAUGAAAGGGCCAGGGACAUACAGGAAGCUCUGGAGUCGUGUCAGACGCGAGUGUCCAAGCUGGAGCUCCAGCAGCAGCAGCAGCAGACGGUCCAGCUCGAGAGCCGUGACGCCCGAGUCCUGCUGGGAAAAAGCAUCAACAUCAUGCUUGCCAUCAUCACCGUCAUCCUGGUUUGUGUCUCCACUGCUGCCAAGUUUGCCGCUCCACUGAUGAGGAGCCGGCACCAUGUUGUCGCUACCUUCCUGGGAGUUUGUUUUUUGACCAUAUUCUGGAAGAACUGGGACCGUUUACAGUAUGCCAUAGACAGGUUGCUGGUGCCUGCCUGAGAGUGAAGCGUGCACACUGAAAAUAACACUGCAGAGGCAUGGACACUGUCUGUCAGGAUAGGACUGUCGAAGAGGAUUGGUUGUACAAUCGUCAGAAGACACGAUCGCCAUGCAUUCACAAAGGUCAUUUAAAAAAAAAGUCAAACUGGAAUGAAAUUUGGUCUUUUUUUCUUGUCUAGAACUUGAAUGUGUGUUGCUAACAAUUUCAUUUAACCUUUUAAAUAAUAUUUAUAUAACAGUCAUUUUUGUUACUUCUCCAAGGAUUGCUAUGAAAUCAUCUCAAGACAUAAAUAGUCAAUUCAAAGAUUAAGAAGGGUGGAGAGACGUGCACAUGAGAUACUCCUCCCCACGGUUUUGGGGAAAUAAUCAAUAGAUGAGGUCAAAUUUGGCCAAUGAUUAUUCUUUCUCCUUUUUGCUUCAGCUCAACUUUAAUAUCUAUCAAACUGUUGAAAACAUGUACACACAAACAAAACCUCAAGCUUGGUAUCUUGUUAGCACAGUUAUGAAAUGCUAAUGUCUUUUAUAGAAAUAGUUGGAGAUUUUGGGAAAUGUGCUUAUUCUCUUUCUUGAGAAGAUCAAUUACAUUCAUAUCUGUUAAUAUGAAGCUACUGCCAGGGGCUGCGUGGCUUAGCUUAGCAUGAACAGGUUUUUCUUACCAGUUAACAUGUAAUCUAACAAUCUCGUUUAGAGACGUGGUUUCACAGGGGAAGUUAGGGUCAGGCUGUUUCCUGGCAAGGCCUGACUCCAGAAGGGUGUUUGUUUAUCAAUGGGGCUGUGUAUCGGCAAGAAUCUGUAGAUAUGAUACAUAUGAUGAAAGUUGGGUUACUAUUCAAUAUAUUGCUAUAAGCAAGGCAAUAUAUUGCGGUUUGCAUAAAAUCCUUAAUACUUCUGCACCACCAUAUGCAUGAAAUCUAAUUUAGAAAAAGGUUUUUAUGCAUUCUGUGCAGUGAACUCAUUUGCAUUUAUCACAGUCCCUGUAACAUCCAACAUCAUAGCACUUAUUUUUGUGCAUGCACUCUGUCUGCUACAGAUCUUGCAUGUAAACUAUUAAUUGAAGAUCGAUACAGUGUUUUUGGGAAUCGAUACAGUAUCACAAAAUGUAAUAUUGUGAUAAGGAAGUGUAUCGAUAUUACGCUUAUGUCAUCUUUAGGUAGCUUGAUUUUUGCCUUGUUUUUAGAGGUUCAGAGGUGGAUUUUUGUGACUUUUUCACAGAGACAGACGAGCUAUUCCCUCGGUUUUUAGUCUUUAUUCCAAGCUAAGCUAACUGGCUACUGAUUGUAGCUUCAUAUUUGGACAUGAGAAUGAUAUCAAUCCUCUGAUCUAACUUUUUAUAGAUAAACUCAAUAAGCACAUUUCCUCAAAUUCCUCGAGUUAAACUAUUCCUUUACAUGAAGAAUCUACAGACUGAAGCACAGAGGCAAUGGACAUCAUGUCUUUUUUUAUGUGUUCAUUAUCUUUAUUCCUUAUUGCCUUGUCUGCUCUGUGUGGUCAGUCAUCUCUUAAAGGUUUUCUGUUUACUGUUCCUGAUGUUUAAAGUGCAAUAUACUUGAUUUCUACAAGCACUGUUUUUAACAUGAUUCUUUUAGGAGUGAACGUUUUAUGUCGAUGUUUUACAGUGACAGGGUGCUGGUGCUGUGGGGGUUGGGUAAGGAAGUGUCAUUAAUGUUGGCAUGAGAGAUCCAUAACCACUGAAGCCACUGCUGGGCUCUGAUAAGACCAGCUGUCUCCUCUCUUAAGGGCCAAAAAUCAAUCCCACUGCAUUACAGUGCUGGUAGCUCGGUAAUAUCAACACACACUGGCUCCCCGGUGCAGGCGCACAUGCACACACACCCGAACAACACAAACACAGAGUCUGCCAUUUGGCUGUCUUUGUGUCUUACUGGUCUGAUGUUUGUCUUGUAUUAAUAAUGUGAUUGAGAGGCGAUGGAUUAAACUGUGAUUAAAGGCCUUUUUUGAGGAAAAAUGCAAUUCCAAUUUUUUUUUUAAAAAGAAGCAUCAAACCGCCUUCAGUACUCUAAUGGUGACUGAGGAGCAUGUUACAGGCUCUCAGUUAUGAUCCACGAGCCACUUUUUUGGAUUGAAUAAUGUGUUAUUUUAUGUUUGUCUUAUGAACAUUGCCUAUGAUGAUCUCACAUGAAACUAUGGACCACUUUUUAAUUGUUUGUCUGCCAUAAUAACAUGUUUGUGUUGAUGUUUGUUGUCAUCUCUGUCGUUCUACUGACUGUAUCAUAAUUCUGUGUUCCUGUUUUGACAUAUUUGAGGAAGUUUACCGACAGAACUACAGAUCUGGUUUACAUUCUCAUUCAUCUCCGGUGCACUACGUGAUCAAUCAGUUGUAUUUUCAUGCAUUACGUGCCUUUGUCUGACACUUUCUGUUAAAUUAAACAAGACUUUUUAAUCAA
This is a messenger RNA of Centropristis striata (black sea bass), 3990 nucleotides long. RefSeq names its product transmembrane and coiled-coil domain protein 3-like. The transcript has 4 exons. NCBI's taxonomy places the organism in Eukaryota, Metazoa, Chordata, Actinopteri, Perciformes, Serranidae. Bases 119 to 1588 code for a protein of 489 amino acids. The record is from RefSeq and is a predicted model, not a curated record. Gene Ontology annotation, cellular component: endomembrane system.